AUGCCUGAAACCUACCUGCCUGAGCUCUGGGGAAUAAUGGCUAUCUACGUGGGUGACCGCGGCUGGCUCCGGAACAUGCCUCUCGCCGUGGACAUGGAUUCUUACCGAGUCGGUGCAACUCCAAUUGGGAAUGACAUUCCUAUCAAAGGCAUCCAUUUAAACCCUCGGCACUUUGUUCUCUUUCACGCUACGGACAUGAACGGCGUAAGCAAGUAUCACAUCACCGACGUUAGCACAUCAGGGACCUGGGUCAAUGGCGUUCGCUGCGCCCGCGGGCGUAAGCUUGCCAUUUACCCAGGCGCUAAGAUAGCUACGGCUCUCGAUAACAAAGGAUACUAUUUCGAGCUUCGUGACGGUUCCUUUGAUGCGUUUUCCCUCGAGUACACGUUUUCGGGACGCAUAGGCCAAGGUUCCUUCGGGAGUGUAUAUAAGGCUGAGCGCCUGGCCACGGGAAAGUCAUACGCUGUAAAAGUACUACGCAAACUCCCCUUCCCUCCGAUCAAUCGCAGAAACGCGCCCAUUCUCAAGGAGGUGUUUAUUCUGCAAGGGCUUGGUCAUAAAAACGUCGUGAACCUCCACGCUGUAUAUGAGUCCCAGAAAGACAUUUUCAUCGUCAUGGAGCUGAUGCGCUACGGCGACUUGGAUGGCUUAAUCAGGAAGCGCAACAGCCUGGAUGAGACAACAAGCCGUCUCUCACUACGAGAGAUAACCUCUGGGCUUGAGUACCUUCACUCGUGUAACAUCAUCCAUCGGGAUGUGAAGCCCCAGUCUCUUACCUCUCCGCUUGAAGUUGACCGAUUUCGGCAUAUCAAAGGUGGUGACAGACAAAUCGUUUUCGAGGGUUGUUCAUCCGUCCUAUGUCAGACGAUUUGCGGAACCCCUAUGUACAUGGCACCGGAAAUCUAUGCUCCUGGAGCGAAGGUCGACCACUCGUAUGAUUUCAAAGUAGAUUCCUGGAGCCUCGGUGUCACCCUCUUCCGCAUGCUGUGUGGAAGAUACCCCUUUCGCACGGAAGAUGAACCUGUUGCUCCCGAUUACGAGGAUAAACUUUGCGGCCUGCUGCGCAAAUUGCUUGUGCACGACUCAAAGCAAAGGUUGUCCAUCGCUGAGGUGGAACAGCACCCUUGGACGAAUGUGGGCCGCCCUAGUACUACUCAGAAGGAGAAAAGCGCCGCUAGUACUUCCAUAAGGUUGCAAAGGAUGAACCUGGCCCACGAUGCGUCGCACUAA
Molecule: messenger RNA, 1230 nt
Organism: Coniophora puteana RWD-64-598 SS2
Lineage: Eukaryota; Fungi; Basidiomycota; Agaricomycetes; Boletales; Coniophoraceae
Product: kinase-like protein
Exons: 14
Coding region: 1-1230 (409 amino acids)
Biological process (GO): peptidyl-serine phosphorylation; autophagy
Cellular component (GO): cytoplasm
Molecular function (GO): ATP binding; protein serine/threonine kinase activity; protein binding
Source: RefSeq, a predicted model, not a curated record